Messenger RNA from Trematosphaeria pertusa, 1722 nucleotides. RefSeq names its product polysaccharide lyase family 4 protein. NCBI's taxonomy places the organism in Eukaryota, Fungi, Ascomycota, Dothideomycetes, Pleosporales, Trematosphaeriaceae. Gene Ontology annotation, biological process: carbohydrate metabolic process. The transcript is spliced from 4 exons. The record is from RefSeq and is a predicted model, not a curated record. The coding region runs from base 1 to 1722 and encodes 573 amino acids. Gene Ontology annotation, molecular function: carbohydrate binding; catalytic activity.
AUGGGUGCAUCGAGGGUAUUCCUUGGGCACGUCGCGCUCUUCACCGCCGCUAUUGCGGCACCGCUUGAAGAGAGGAAGGAGAAGCCUAAGAGCUUCUUAGCCGACUUGGGGAACUCCACCUGGGUGAUCGGAAAUGGAAUCUGGAAUGUGACUCAGGGUCGGCAGUAUGCUACUAAGCUUUGGUAUAAAGGGAAGGAUCGUGUCGGUCAAGCGGUUGGGCAUUAUGUGAGUUACAAUGGCGCAGCCUCUGAUCUCAACUGGACCUCAGCGGCCAUCGCUGAUUCUGGAAACAACUGGAUCAACGUCAAGUUCACUGCGAAAGAAGGCGACUUCCACUGGCUCAUCCACGACGACCUCGCCGGCGCCUACCAGUACUUCGUGAACCACGCUCUUCCCACCCUUGGAGAGUUUCGCACUCUAUGGCGAUUGGAUAACACAUCCUUUCCCAAGGGCCACACUAAUGUCAAGGACGGCGUCCUUCCUCCGUUAUCCGACUAUGUCGCCGCCACCAAGGUGCAGGACGAGACGUGGCAGAAGGUGGAUGGGACCUUCCUGACCAAGUAUGAUUGGAGCGCAUUCUUGCGGGAACAGAUAUACUACGGUGUGUAUGGCGACGAAGUGGGGAGCUGGUAUAUCAACCCUGGGAAGGAUUACUACAAUGGGGAUCAACUCAAGGAGGAACUCAUGAUCCAUCGCGAGUCACUAACCGGCGAUGCAGUCCAGCUGAACAUGAUCCACGGCACUCACUACCAAGCUAUAUCCAAGGAUUCCUUUGCCGACGGCAAGACCUGGGGACCAUGGCUCUGGUAUCUGAACGACGGAUCCAAAGACGACGCUGCUCGCCGAUGGAAGCAAGAAGAGAAAGCAUGGCCGUACGAAUGGUUUGAGGAUGUUGCGUAUCAAUCCCGCGGCUCCGUAUCCGGAAAAUUUCUGCUCAGUGACGGGCGACCUGCUUCAGGAGCUGCUGCCUUCCUCGGUGACAGCAACUCCAACCUCAGCACGCUCGACCAAGGGAAGGAUUACUAUUACACGGCCUACGCCGAUGGAAACGGGCAGUUCAGCAUCGAUGAUGUUCGGGCGGGCACCUACGGACUGUACGCGUGGUCUAACGGCGGCAAGAUCGCAGAUGUCACGACCUCAUUCGUUCAGAACGGUGUGGUUAUUCGCAAGGGCAAGGCUACCAGCCUCAAGACGCUGACAUGGGCUGUAACCGAUAAGAAGAAACGUAUCUUCCAAGUCGGGGAUUUCGACCGGGUGACCGAUGGUUUCGCCCUCAGCGGCCCUACCCCAUUCGAGCAUGGCCGCAUCUCAAAGUGCCCCAGCAACCUCACUUAUACCGUAGGCAAAUCCAAGACCAGCGACUGGUACUUCGGGCAGUCUGCCCUGGGAACCUGGUCCAUCAUCUUCAACCUCGUGUCUAUUCCAUCGUCUGCAGCCGGUGCAAAAUUGACGGCUUCUCUCGCGGGAUUUUCGGGCGGUUCGAGUGCUGACAUCUUGCUGAACGGAGCGAAGAUCGGAAACAUUACGACCAACAGUGUACUGCUACCGAGCAGUCAGGAUACGUAUCGGGGUGCGACACGAGCGGGUGAAUGGAGGCUAUUGGAGUUCCCAGUUGGAAAAGAGGUUUUGAAAAAGGGCGAGAAUACGGUCGAUGUUAAGGUGACCUCGAGCACCCAGUGGAGAGGGUGGCUAUGGGAUAGCAUUGUUCUGGAGUGGGUGUAA